GCGUGCUUCACUGACCGAGUGGGGACACUACUAUAAGAAGAUAUAUCACCAACGAACAGACAGUUUACGGUUGGAUUGCCGAACGCAGCAGUAGAAAUUUACGCUCGUUUUCAACGAAUCGUCAGAGAUAUAUAUUCAACUACAUUGAAAAACAUUUCUUCAAGGAUAGCAUGUCAAUCACACUUAGAAGCGUUCUCAUAAGCGAUCCCGUAGACGCAUGUUGCGGUGAGUUACUUCUUCGUCACGGUAUCUCAGUUACCACCAAAUGUAAAUUAUCAAAGGAAAAACUGAUAAAAGAGCUACAGAAUCACGAAGGAUUGAUUGUUCGAUCAGAAACAAAAGUAACUGCCGAUGUAUUCGCUUGUUGUCCAAACCUUCGUGUCGUUGGCCGAGCUGGUACUGGUGUUGAUAACAUCGAUCUUGAAGCUGCCACACGAAAAGGAGUCAUUGUAUUGAAUACUCCUGGUGGAAACAGUAUUAGCGCUUGCGAAUUAACAUGCGCUCUAAUCUCUAAUUUGGCGCGUAAUGUUACUCAAGCAGUUCAAUCAUUGAAAGACGGAAGAUGGGACAGAAAAUUGUACUCCGGUUUCGAAUUAUCCAAGAAAACUCUUGCCGUACUUGGAAUGGGUCGUAUUGGACGUGAAGUGACACGAAGGAUGCAAGCAUAUGGAAUGCGAGUGAUCGCCUUCGAUCCUCUACUCACAUCUGAAGACGCAAACUAUCUUAAUGUUGAGAAAUUUUCUUUGGAUGAGAUAUGGCCAGUGGCUGAUUAUAUUACUGUACAUACACCACUUAUUCCUCAAACGAAAAAUUUAAUCAAUGCUACAACAUUAGCGAAAUGUAAAAAAGGAGUACGUAUCAUAAAUGUGGCUCGUGGUGGCAUCGUAGAUGAAGAGGCAUUAUUAAAUGCGUUAAAAUCGGGCCACUGUGCUGGCGCUGCUUUGGAUGUAUUUACAGAAGAACCGCCAAAAAACUCUGUUACUCUAGAAUUAAUUGCACAUCCUAAAGUUAUCUCUACUCCUCAUCUAGGAGCAAGUACUGAGGAAGCUCAGCAACGAGUUGCCGAAGAAAUAGCCCAACAAUUUUUGGUGUUAGCCGGUAGAUCAACGGAAUAUGUAAUUACCGGAAUCGUAAAUGCUCCAAUGUUGAGCGCUGCUAUGUCAGAUGAAAACGCAUCAUGGAUUGAAUUAUCGAAAAAAUUAGGCAAUUUGAUCAGUCGGAUUUUGAAAGGAAAAUUGAAUAUAACUGUACAUAAUCAAAUUAUUGGCAAUAAAGAAAUGGAAAAAAAAACAUUCAUUCACACAGCUGUUCUUGUUGGGAUCUUAUCAGGACAAACAAAAAAUGGUUUAAAUUUGAUCAACGCACCGACAUUAGCACAAGAAAUAGGUAUCGAUAUCAAAAGAAGCUACGAAGAAUCAACGAUUGAAGCAAUUGUUAUUCAAGCUGAGGGUCAUUGGAUCAAAGGAACCGUUUGUAACAACAAACCGAUGUUACUCUCAUUAGAUGACGCAUUGUUUUCUGAUGGAAUAACUUUAGGAGAUUUCAUUUCUUUAUAUCAAACAAAUAAUAUACAAGAUUUAGCGCAAAUUGUAAACGUUUUUUCCUUGAAAAACAUCAAUAUUUGCAACUUGAAUAUCAAUGGAAGUUGGAUGAUUAUUCAAACUGAUCGAGAAGUUUCUAUACCUGUCAAUGGUAUUGAAUCCUUUUGAAAUUAAUGCUUUUUUAUUACAAUGGUUUGAUAAAUAUGUGACAUUAAAUCGCAUAUAUUUAUUCUAUAUUUUUAUAUAAAAAAGAAAAAACACAGUAUUUUAAAAUUUAAUAUAAGUCAUUUCCAUUUGUUAUAUCUGAUAUAUAUAUCUCUAUUAUCGAUGCACAAAUAGCGCAUCAUUUAAUUUUAUUGAAAGUAAAAACGCAAUAGAUUGUGUUUUUAUUUAAAACAUCACAAUCGCACAUAUUUAAAUAUUUUUAUAAAUUUUUCAUAUAUACACGUGCAUUAUAAAAUAAAAAUAUACAAAAAUAUAUAUGUGUGCAAGCACACGUGUAUGUAUAUAAGACCGUAUAUGUAAUUUAUAUAUAAGUAUUUAUAUUUUUAUAUUAUUAAUAAUCAUUAAUAAAAUAUUACAUAUCAUAAAA
Messenger RNA from Apis dorsata (giant honeybee), 2133 nucleotides. RefSeq names its product D-3-phosphoglycerate dehydrogenase. Gene Ontology annotation, molecular function: NAD binding; phosphoglycerate dehydrogenase activity. The record is from RefSeq and is a predicted model, not a curated record. Gene Ontology annotation, biological process: L-serine biosynthetic process. NCBI's taxonomy places the organism in Eukaryota, Metazoa, Arthropoda, Insecta, Hymenoptera, Apidae. The transcript is spliced from 7 exons. Bases 171 to 1709 code for a protein of 512 amino acids.